Messenger RNA from Chiroxiphia lanceolata (lance-tailed manakin), 8240 nucleotides. RefSeq names its product calcium voltage-gated channel subunit alpha1 B (gene CACNA1B). Gene Ontology annotation, biological process: calcium ion import across plasma membrane; chemical synaptic transmission. Gene Ontology annotation, cellular component: neuronal cell body; voltage-gated calcium channel complex; membrane. Gene Ontology annotation, molecular function: calcium ion binding; high voltage-gated calcium channel activity. The record is from RefSeq and is a predicted model, not a curated record. NCBI's taxonomy places the organism in Eukaryota, Metazoa, Chordata, Aves, Passeriformes, Pipridae.
GCGCAGAGCCCCUUCCCAGCUCAGCCAAGGCACCGCGACCACCGCGGCCGCCCCCCCCCGCCGCCCCGGCCAUGAGGUCGGGCCGGAGAGACGGCACCUGUGCGGGGAGGUGAGCGGAGCCCCGGCGCCUUCCUCCUACCCCCGGGCAGCCACCGCGGCGGGGGAAGCGCAGGGGGUGGAGGAAGAGAAAGGGAUUUUUAUUUUUAUUUUAUUUUAUUUAUUUAUUUUUUUUAUAAUACAUCAAUAUAUUUUUGCUGCGAUCAAUCCCGAUCCCGCGACUGAAGCCCCCGGAGGGAGAAGUGCUGCGCGCUGUGAUGCGUCUUCCUCUCGCCUCGGCUGCCAGUUUGGAUUGUAGCGCCCGGCUCCGUGCACCGCGAGGAUGGCUCGGUUUGGGGAUGAUCUGCCGACCCGCUAUGGAGGUGGAGGGCCGGCCGGGACUGGAAGAGGGAGCAGCCGGCAAGGUGGCCCCCAAGCCGGCCAAAGGAUGUAUAAGCAGUCGAUGGCUCAGAGGGCCAGGACUAUGGCUCUCUACAACCCCAUCCCUGUCAAACAGAACUGCUUCACAGUCAACAGAUCCCUCUUCAUCUUCAGUGAAGAUAAUGUUAUACGGAAAUACGCCAAGCGAAUAACAGAAUGGCCUCCAUUUGAAUACAUGAUUUUAGCUACAAUCAUAGCCAAUUGUAUCGUGCUGGCUCUGGAACAGCACUUGCCGGAUGGAGACAAGACGCCGAUGUCGGAGAGAUUGGACGACACUGAGCCCUACUUUAUUGGAAUAUUUUGUUUCGAGGCUGGGAUAAAAAUCAUCGCUCUGGGGUUUGUUUUUCACAAAGGCUCUUACCUGCGGAACGGCUGGAACGUGAUGGAUUUUGUCGUGGUCCUCACAGGGAUUCUGGCGACUGCUGGCACUGAUUUUGACCUGAGGACGCUGCGAGCUGUGCGAGUGCUGCGACCCCUGAAACUGGUGUCGGGAAUCCCGAGCCUGCAGGUUGUGCUCAAGUCCAUCAUGAAGGCCAUGGUGCCCCUGCUGCAGAUCGGGCUGCUCCUCUUCUUCGCCAUCGUGAUGUUUGCCAUCAUCGGGCUGGAGUUUUACAUGGGCAAGUUCCACAAAACCUGCUUCUCCAACGAGACAGGUGAUGAGGUGGGAGAUUUCCCUUGUGGAGAGGAGCCCCCUGCCAGGCAGUGUGAGAGUGGGACCACCUGCAGGGAGUACUGGCAAGGGCCCAACUACGGCAUCACCAACUUCGACAACAUCCUCUUCGCUGUGCUCACCGUCUUCCAGUGCAUCACCAUGGAGGGAUGGACAGACAUCCUCUACAAUACAAACGACGCUGCAGGAAAUACCUGGAAUUGGCUUUACUUCAUCCCUCUCAUCAUCAUUGGCUCUUUCUUCAUGCUCAACUUGGUGCUGGGCGUCUUAUCAGGUGAAUUUGCCAAAGAACGGGAGCGGGUGGAGAACCGCCGAGCUUUCCUCAAGCUCCGCCGGCAGCAGCAGAUCGAGAGGGAGCUCAACGGGUACCUGGAGUGGAUCUUCAAAGCAGAGGAGGUCAUGCUGGCGGAGGAAGACAAGAACGCAGAAGAGAAAUCUCCUCUGGACGUGUUGAAAAGAGCCGCAAUAAAGAAGAGCAAAAACGACCUGAUUCAUGCAGAAGAAGGUGAGGACCAUUUCACAGACAUUUGCUCUGUUGGGUCUCCUUUUGCCCGUGCCAGUUUGAAGAGCGGGAAGAACGAGAGCUCGUCCUACUUCAGGAGGAAAGAGAAGAUGUUCCGGUUCUUCAUCCGGCGCAUGGUGAAGGCUCAGAGCUUCUACUGGAUUGUCCUGUGUGUGGUGGCCCUCAACACCCUCUGUGUGGCCAUGGUGCACUAUGACCAGCCGGAGAAGCUCACCACUGCUCUCUAUUUUGCAGAGUUUGUUUUCCUGGGGCUGUUCCUUACUGAGAUGUCUUUGAAGAUGUAUGGACUGGGGCCAAGGAACUACUUCCACUCUUCAUUCAACUGCUUUGACUUUGGGGUCAUCGUGGGAAGUAUAUUUGAAGUCAUUUGGGCUGCAGUGAAACCAGGAACCUCAUUUGGCAUCAGUGUAUUGAGGGCACUUCGACUGCUGAGGAUUUUCAAAGUAACAAAGUACUGGAAUUCCCUGAGGAAUCUGGUGGUCUCCCUGCUGAACUCCAUGAAGUCCAUCAUCAGUUUGCUUUUCCUGCUGUUCCUGUUCAUCGUGGUGUUUGCUCUGCUGGGGAUGCAGCUCUUUGGAGGACAGUUCAAUUUCCAAGACGAAACUCCGACCACGAAUUUCGACACCUUCCCCGCCGCCAUCCUCACCGUGUUCCAGAUCCUGACGGGGGAGGACUGGAAUGCUGUGAUGUACCACGGGAUCGAGUCGCAGGGCGGGGUCCGCUCGGGGAUGUUCUCCUCCAUCUACUUCAUCGUCCUGACGCUGUUUGGGAACUACACCCUCCUGAACGUCUUCCUGGCCAUCGCUGUGGACAACCUGGCAAACGCCCAGGAGCUGACCAAGGACGAGGAGGAGAUGGAGGAAGCCACCAACCAGAAGCUGGCCCUGCAGAAGGCCAAGGAAGUGGCCGAAGUGAGCCCCAUGUCUGCAGCCAACAUUUCCAUAGCAGCCAAGCAGCAGAACUCCUCCAAAUCCAAGUCUGUCUGGGAGCAGAGGACCAGCCAGAUCCGGAUGCACAACUUCCGAGCCAGCUGCGAGGCCCUGUACAACGAGCUGGACCCCGAGGAGCGGGUCCGUUACGCCACCACCCUGCACAUCAGGCCGGACAUGAAGACCCACCUGGACCGGCCGCUGGUGGUGGAGCCCCGGAGCGAAGGCAGGAACAACAUCAACAAGCUGAGCCCCGGGGACGUGCAGGAGGUGCAGGAGCACCCCAAGGGCAGCUCUGCUGACGGGGCAGAAGCUCCGCGGAAGCACCACCGGCACCGGGAUAAGGAGAAACAGGCGGAGCAGGAGAAGGGCGACGCGCCCAAGGAGGAGAGCGCGGAGACCGCCAACAAGGAGGAGAGGCACCGGCAGCACCGGAGCCGCAGCAAGGAGGUGGAAGGCGGGAGCAAGGAAGGGAAGAGUGAGCGGAACAGGGGGCAGGAAGGGGGGAAGAGGCACCACCGGCGGGGCUCGGUGGAGGAGUCGGGGGAGAAGGAGCACCGCAGGCACCGCACUCACCGGCACUCCACCGAGCGCCAGGGCAAGGACGGCAACGGCACCGCCAACGGCGCCCGCGGGGAGCGGCGCUCCCGGCACCGCGGAGGGUCCCGCUCCGGCAACAGGGAUGGGGAGCCCAAGGGGGAGAACGGAGAGGAGCCCCACAGGCGGCACAGGCUCAGGAACAGGGCCCUGUCCACCUACGAGUCGGUGGAGAAGGAGAAUGGGGAGAAGGAGGCGGAGGCUGGAGAGAAGGAGCACCGGAACCACCAGCCCAAGGAGAACCAGGUUGAGCUGGAGGCCAGUGGCAGUGUGAGUGUCCCCGUGCACACCCUGCCCAGCACGUACCUGCAGAAGGUGCCGGAGCAGCCCGAGGACGCCGACAACCAGAAGAACGUGACGAGGAUGAUCCAACCCCCCCUGGACAAAACCACCACUGUGAACAUCCCCGUCACCAUCACGGCCCCCCCGGGGGAGACCACUGUCAUACCAAUGAACAAUGUGGAGUUUGAAAGCAAAACAGAGGAGAAGAAAGACGUCGAUGACCUGACGAAAAAUGGGCCUAAACCAAUCCUGCCUUACAGCUCCAUGUUCAUCCUGAGCCCCACAAACCCGAUUCGGCGGCUCUUCCACUACAUCGUCAACCUGCGCUACUUCGAGAUGGUCAUCCUGAUAGUCAUUGCCCUCAGCAGCAUUGCCCUGGCUGCAGAAGACCCUGUGCAAGCUGAGUCACCCAGGAAUGAUGCUCUGAAAUACUUGGAUUAUAUAUUUACAGGUGUCUUUACCUUUGAGAUGGUGAUCAAGAUGAUUGACCUGGGGCUGUUACUCCACCCUGGCUCCUACUUCCGUGACCUGUGGAACAUCCUGGACUUCAUUGUGGUCAGUGGGGCCUUGGUGGCCUUUGCCUUCUCAGGAACCAAAGGCAAGGACAUCAACACCAUCAAGUCCCUGCGAGUCCUGCGGGUCCUCAGACCUCUGAAAACCAUCAAGAGGCUGCCAAAGCUAAAGGCUGUCUUUGACUGUGUGGUGAACUCCCUGAAGAACGUCCUCAACAUCCUCAUCGUUUACAUGCUCUUCAUGUUCAUUUUUGCCGUCAUUGCCGUGCAGCUCUUCAAGGGUAGAUUCUUCUACUGCACUGACGAGUCCAAGGAGCUGGAGAAGGACUGCAGGGGUCAGUACCUCGAUUAUGAAAAGAAUGAGGUGGAGGCCCAGCCCAGGGAAUGGAAAAAAUACGAGUUCCACUAUGACAACGUGCUCUGGGCUCUGCUCACGCUCUUCACCGUGUCCACGGGGGAAGGGUGGCCAACCGUGUUGAAGCACUCGGUGGACGCCACCUACGAGGAGCAGGGUCCCAGCCCUGGCUACAGGAUGGAAAUGUCCAUCUUUUACGUGGUGUAUUUUGUUGUCUUCCCUUUUUUCUUUGUGAACAUCUUUGUGGCUUUAAUCAUCAUCACCUUCCAAGAGCAAGGAGAUAAAGUGAUGUCAGAGUGCAGCCUCGAGAAAAACGAGAGGGCCUGUAUAGACUUUGCCAUAAGUGCCAAGCCCCUGACCCGGUACAUGCCCCAGAACAAGCAAUCCUUCCAGUACAAGAUGUGGAAAUUCGUGGUGUCCCCUCCCUUCGAGUAUUUUAUCAUGGUCAUGAUCGCCCUCAACACCAUCGUCCUCAUGAUGAAGUUCUAUGAUGCUCCAGAAGCAUAUGAAGAAAUGCUGAAAUGCCUGAAUAUUGUGUUUACAUCCAUGUUUUCAAUGGAAUGUGUGCUGAAGAUCAUUGCCUUUGGUGUGCUGAAUUAUUUCCGAGAUGCCUGGAAUGUCUUUGAUUUUGUCACAGUGUUGGGAAGUAUUACUGAUAUUUUAGUAACCGAGAUCGCGGACACGGACAACUUCAUCAACCUCAGCUUCCUGAGGCUCUUCAGGGCAGCCAGACUCAUCAAGCUCCUCCGCCAGGGCUACACCAUCCGAAUCCUGCUCUGGACAUUCGUGCAGUCCUUUAAGGCCUUGCCUUAUGUGUGUCUCCUCAUUGCAAUGCUCUUCUUCAUCUAUGCCAUUAUUGGCAUGCAGGUAUUUGGGAACAUUGCAUUAGACGACGAAACCUCCAUUAAUCGGCACAACAACUUCCGGACCUUCCUCCAAGCCCUGAUGCUUCUGUUCAGGAGUGCCACGGGGGAAGCCUGGCACGAGAUCAUGUUGUCCUGCUUGAGCAACAGAGCCUGUGACCCCCUCUCUGGCCUCACCAAGAAGGAAUGUGGCAGUGAUUUUGCCUAUUUCUACUUCGUGUCCUUCAUCUUCCUCUGCUCCUUCCUGAUGUUGAACCUGUUUGUGGCUGUGAUCAUGGACAACUUUGAAUACCUGACAAGGGACUCCUCCAUCCUGGGCCCUCACCACUUGGAUGAGUUUGUCCGUGUGUGGGCCGAGUACGACCCCGCUGCCUGCGGUCGCAUCAGUUACACAGACAUGUAUGAGAUGCUGAGACACAUGUCCCCACCUCUAGGCCUUGGAAAGAAAUGCCCUGCUCGUGUCGCCUAUAAGCGCCUGGUGAGGAUGAACAUGCCCAUCUCCCCCGAGGACCUGACCGUGCACUUCACAUCCACGCUGAUGGCCCUGAUCAGGACUGCCCUGGAGAUCAAACUGGCCUCAGGUGGAGUUAAACAGCACCAGUGUGAUGCUGAGCUGAGAAAGGAGAUCUCCCUGGUUUGGCCCAACCUGUCCCAGAAGACUCUGGAUUUGCUGGUGCCUCCUCACAAACCUGAUGAAAUGACUGUGGGGAAGGUCUACGCAGCACUGAUGAUAUUUGACUUCUACAAGCAGAAUAAGAACAGCAGGGAACAAGUCCAACCCCCCGGAGGCCUCUGCCAGCCUGGCCCAGUGUCCCUGUUCCACCCCUUGAAGGCCACCCUGGAGCAGACCCAGCCCACAGCGUUCAACAACGCCAAGGCCUUCCUGCGCCAGAAGAGCUCGGCCUCCCUCAACAACGGGGGGGCUCUCCCAGCCCCAGAGGGGGGGAUCAGAGAGUCCAGCUCCUGGGGGACCCAGCGCACCCAGGACGUGUUUUAUGAAACCAGGACCCCGGCUUUUGAGCGAGGCCACUCCGAGGAGAUCCCCAUCGAACGGGUGGUAGAAAUGAGGGAAAUCAGCCCCACAGUUGCCAAUGGAGAGCCCCAGCCAGGCCUGGAGAGCCAGGGCCGGGCGGCCUCCAUGCCACGCCUGGCUGCCGAAACCAAGCCCAUCCCGGACACGAGUCCCAUGAAACGCUCCGUGUCCACGCUGACCCCGCAGCGCCCUCAUGCCAUGCACCUCUACGAGUACUCCCUGGAGAGGAUGCCCCCGGAGCAGGGGCACCACCACCACCACCACCGCUGCCACCGCAGGAAAGAGAAGAAGCAGAAGUCCCUGGACAGGGCCGCCCAUCACUUGGCCGAUGGACAGGCUGUAGCCCAGGCCGGUGAGUCUUCUGCCAAGGACAAGAAGGAGCGUGGGCGGUCCCAGGAGAGGAAGCAGCACUCCUCCUCCUCCUCCGAGAAGCAGCGCUUCUACUCCUGCGACCGCUACGGCAGCCGGGAGCGCUCCCAGCCCAAGUCUGCUGAGCAGAGCAGGCCCACCUCCCCCAACGGGGGCCCAGAGCAAGGUCCACACAGACAGGGCAGUGGUUCAGUUAAUGGGAGCCCCUUGCUGUCGACAUCUGGUGCUAGUACCCCAUGCCGGGGUCGGAGGCAGCUCCCACAGACUCCACUGACCCCACGCCCCAGCAUCACUUACAAGACCGCUAACUCCUCGCCCGUGCACUUCACCAGUAUCCAACCCGGCCUCCCCACCUUCUCCCCGGGACGCCUGAGCCGCGGUUUGUCGGAGCACAACGCGCUGCUCCGCGGGGAGCACCAGCCGCCUCCGCCGCCCGUGGCCCGCACCGGCUCCGACCCCUACCUGGGGCCCCGCGACGACGCCGACAGCCCCUCGCGCGCCGCGCCCGAGGACACGCUCACCUUCGAGGAGGCCGUGGCCACCAACUCGGGGCGCUCCUCAAGGACUUCCUACGUCUCCUCCCUGACCUCCCAGUCGCACCAAAUCCGCCGCGUGCCCAACGGCUACCACUACACGCUGGGGCUCAACACGGGCCCCGGCGCCGGCACCAGAGGACGUAGCUACUACCACGAAGCUGACGAGGACGACUGGUGCUAGCGGCCUGGCAGAGCCCUCCGCGGCGGGCGGGUUUAAUUAUGAUGAGUUUUAUCAUCUGGAAGGCCGGCGGGGCAGCCCCUGCCACGAGAACUGCUCUGCGCCCCCGGGGCCGGAGACGCUCCUGCAGCCUCUCUCCUCUCUUUGUUCUUUAUUUAUUUUUAAUUUUUUUUUUCUUUUUUUAUUUUUUUUUUUUUUUUGCACUAGACAAACGGAGGAAGAAGGCUCCCUCCUUUGGGGGAAGGCAGCACAUCUCUCUGUCCCCCCUGGCCCGCCUCCCCACUGCCCUGUCUAGUCACAGACACGCACCAGGUGCCAAGUUGGCGACAGAGGCGAGAAGCCGAGCGAAGAGGGAUCCUCACCUUCGGCGGUGGAAGAGCAGACUGUCCAUCCUUCCCGAGAUCGGCGCAGUUUCUGUUGGGCUAUUUCUCAGUUAAUUUAUCAGCAUCAUUUUUUUCCCCUCCCCGGUCAGGGUGGGAGUGGGGGGUCUCAAAGGACACGCGGGGACAAGGAUCACGCCCGCGCUCGGCCUCGUCGGCCGCUCCGAAGGGAGAGAUGUACCCGAGCAACUGGGAGAGGAGGAACACAGCCCGGAACAAAGGACAGUCCGUUGGGACUUGAUGUUCAGCCACAGGAAUUCCUUUUUGGCAGAGCUGGUGCCACCCCCCCCAGAGGUGACCCCGGCAGCCGGGACCCUGCUGUGACAGCGCUGCCGUGGGGGUCCCUCUUACCCCACCCACCACAUCGGGUCCUUCACACUGACACACCACAAAACCACAGGAGAGCUACUUUGUAAGGACUGUUUUCCUUGCUGCUGAGACUUUCCAUUCCGCCCCUCUCUGCGACACGCCCCUCACUGUUUUGUCUUGUUUACAAUAUAAGCUUGAUUUAGCAAAAAAAAACCACAAAAAAACAC